Colias croceus (clouded yellow) is the source of this 2789-nucleotide messenger RNA. Its product is annotated as NK-tumor recognition protein-like. Gene Ontology annotation, biological process: protein peptidyl-prolyl isomerization. The coding region runs from base 126 to 2708 and encodes 860 amino acids. The record is from RefSeq and is a predicted model, not a curated record. Lineage: Eukaryota; Metazoa; Arthropoda; Insecta; Lepidoptera; Pieridae. Gene Ontology annotation, molecular function: peptidyl-prolyl cis-trans isomerase activity. The transcript is spliced from 16 exons.
GAAACAAAUAAACACCUUGAGAACAUUAUUGAUCUCACAAUUGAUCUCUAGCUACAAUUAAAAAUAAAAAUAAACACAAAAAAAUAUUUUUUGACGUAUGAUUUCUGUCUACAAUCUUCUAAAAAAUGUCGUUUGUGAAAUUUAAUCACAAAAAAAGAGAAGUAUCUCAUCACCCAUGGGAACGUGUGAUAAAGAGCCAUAAUCUUAAGAAUCUUAAAUAUGCUCACAAUUCAGUACAGAAUCCUGAAUACCCCAAAACAGAAAAUAAAACGCAAAUUGUAGACAGAGUAAAGUUUACCAUCAUAGGAGAUCAAGUUACAAAAGAAUUUAAUUAUUGCGUCAACAUAGCAACUGGACUAUAUAAGUACCGUUCGAAAUUAUUUGAUGCUCCAUCUAUAAGAGGAGUAACAACAGUAGAGUGGCCACAAGUUUUGAAUGAUUUGAAAAAGCAGUUUGGCGGUAUUGCUUUCUGCUUGACUAGCAGCGUAGCUAUUAUUCUGAAUGAUAAAUUUCUUGGCGGAGAAAAAGAAUUUAAAGACAUAAUAAACGCUAAAUAUUAUUAUCACAUAAUUUUGGAUUAUUACAAAGAAGGUGUCGAUCAAUUCGUAAAUUACAUUCGCAACUCUGGGAGACCUUGUGCUUAUAUGCACAUUUCAAUAGAUUCAUAUCCGAUCGGUACAUUAGUAUUUAUGCUUUAUGCGGAUAUUGUACCAAACACGAGUGUAAAUUUUCUAAGACUAUGUCAAACCACUAAAGGCGGUUAUUCCGGGACACCCGUUCACCGCAUCGUCAAAGAUUGCUGGAUACAAUGUGGUGGAUUUGGUUUGAAAAGUAUCGAUUUAGAUUGUGAAAACUUUAUUGUUCCUCAUGAUAGACGUGGCGUUUUAUGCAUGGCAAACGAUGGGAGGCACGUCGAUUGUUCCACCCAGUUUUUUGUAUUACUUCACCCAGCACCCUGGAUGGCCCAGAAAUAUGUUGCUUUCGGUCAACUUAUAGACGGAGAAUCUGUUUUACAAAAAAUUGAAUCCAUUCCUACUUGGUAUGAGUCUCCUUCAGUAGAAAUUCUCAUAUAUAAAGCUGGAGUAUUAAAUCUCGAAUGUCAGGACAUAAUAAUUAACAAAGGAACCAAUGCAUAUAUUGAUGGGCAUAUAGAAGAACUUGUUUCUUUGGGAAACCUCUUUAUUGAGGAAAUUAUGGCAAAAACAUUUUUGGAAAUAGAGCUGCGAGAGUUAGCACUUAUAGAGGAACAAGUUCGAGGAGAAGGAGAAGGAUCUGUUGAAGAAGAAAAAAAGAACAUUAGAGCUACACAAAGAUUUAUUCGCAAAAAAGAAGAAAUCGAGAAACAAAUUCAAAAAAGUCAAACCAAUCAUCCGCGACCAUCAACGGCCGUGAGUGAAACGGCAGACGAAAAUAAUGAUUUUGAUGUAGAGGUAUACGACUAUGAGCCGGAGGAACAUCAGACAACUCCCUAUAAACACAUGUCGCUGAGCACAUUGAGCGUAAAGCACCAGCCAGAGAGAUUGUAUUACAUACCUCUGACGGAUGUUCCUUACCCGGGAGAAAAGGAUUCAACUUAUAAUUUAAAGAAAUUCUUAAGAGGCGACUAUUGUCUUGAAUCCGAUUUACAAAAUGAAAUACCCAAAAAAGUAAUUGCUCCACAAGAUUCCUACAUUUCAGAUGUUUAUAAAUUUGAUGACGACUCGGACGAAGCUUCGUUAAAAUCGCUUGAAUCAGAAGAAGAGAGGGAAAUACGAAGAUAUUUAAAGCUUAACGUGGAUCGUGUCAGCUUUGCCGGCGGAGUAAUCAAGGGCAUCGCUCGAGGUGUUGGCCAGGUCAAUAUAUUCGACGGUACAAGAAAGUCAGAACUAAUAACUGAUGAAGAGCUGAGAAGGUUUAGAAUACAAUCUAUAGACCGAAGAUCGAGAGAUUACGGGGAUAAAAAAGUUUCCAUAAGCAUUCCAUGGGGUGUAAGGGAACCAAGCAAGAUAAAACGGCGUCAAACUGGCUUUGUCCGUAUGGAGGACUUGGAAAAGAUCCAUAUAAUACAAAGAAUUAGUUCACAAGACUCAAAUGAUUCAGAUAACGGAUCUUAUACAAAUGGCCGCAAGGUAAGGAUUGCACAAUCGGCGGUGGCCGCGCAGACGGGAUCCCGACCAGCCCGUCGCCCAACAGGUUUUGUUAAACCAGCACAAUUGGAAUAUUCUGACUCCGAUAUGGAAGUCAGACGACAAUCAGUACUGACUCGAUUAUAUGAGAACCUGUCGAAUGAUGAAGAUAUUGGUGGACCCACUCUAAAAGAAUACAGGCCCUUUGGGGAGACGGAACAUAAAAAUCUUCUAUUGACGUAUUCACCGAAUUCUCGCAUCAAAAGCGAUGAAAAUACACGGGAGAAAUAUUUAAGACAUUCCUUAACAGUAGAAGAAGUUUCAUAUGACAAAGUUAUGAACUUACAACACAGUAAGAAAGUGGCUCGAAAGAUAUCUUCUGAUUACGUAAAAACUAUCGACCAAAUGGAGCAAAAGGCCGAUAAUUCGAUUAGAAGCGUAGAAUACGCAAAGAAUAGGCCUUCGAUGUCAGUCUCGGCUUAUCAAGCGAAGAAUUUGAAAUAUGAACUUGAAAAGAAGAAUGCGCAAGAAACAAACGAAGGGAAAGGAUUACGAUUGCCUGGUGACACUCCAUUGUAUUCCAUGUCUGAUGCAAGUAAAUAAUACGGCCUGAUGGAAGAACUUCUAUAAAAUACCCAUGAAAUAAUUUUCAUAACAAUGUUUUCUAAUAAAUUUGAAGCUAUA